This is a messenger RNA of Effrenium voratum, 2046 nucleotides long. Lineage: Eukaryota; Dinophyceae; Suessiales; Symbiodiniaceae. The record is from the annotation of a GenBank genome assembly.
GGGAUGCCCCUUCACGUUUGGCGUCGAAGGGGGGCAUAGGUCGGGAUAAGUCCCGGUAGAAGCCAUGGACGGCGCUUCGGUGGAUGCGGUUGCUUUUUCGCUUGGCACAAAGAAGGUUAGACUGUCCUUGCCUUGGGAGACCGGAGCGAUGAGGCCAAUCUUUGGGUCAGCUGUCAGUUUGGUCACUCCCCCGGUAUGGGUGCCUAUGGCACGCUCCGCUGUUGAUGAUGAAGCUGCGCACGUGCAAACGGUUUCUCAGAGACCACGAGGAAGCUGGACAGUGAAGACUUCUUUGUGCUCUUGGCCUUUAGUGGAGGAAGCCAAGCUGGCAAAGGCAAUCGAGCAGUGGCGCGUCAUCGUUCUGGACAGUGGUGAGGGCACGCUGUUGGGAAGACAGUUGAUGUCCCUCUCUGAAGACGCGGGGGGCGCAGCGCAACAAAUCUUGGGUGAUGUUUUCGCAGGCAAAUCUAUAAGCACGCUCAAGGCCCGGGCUUCAGCUUUGCUCAUGUUCGGUCGUUGGAAGAAGUCUCGCAAUGCCGGACAAGAAGUUUCAAUAUUUCCGACGAGCGAGCCAGAGGUCUACAAAUAUUUGACUGAUCUUCGGAAGGAAGGCGCUCCCAGGUCGAGAGCGCCGCGUUUUUUGCAGGCGCUGGGUUUCAGUAAAGGAUUCCUAGGGGCGGAUGUCGACCAUAUACUUCAAUCUGCAAGGAUCAAGGGCGCGACUGUUUCGGAUGUACCUUUAUGUGGAGUUCGCAAGAAGGACCCUUUGACGGUGCAACAAUUGUUUGCAUUGGAGCAACUUGCGUUUUACGGUGAAGAUCAUGAGGCAAUUUUUGCGGGGUAUAUUUGCUUUCUAGUGCACUGCAGGUUGAGAUGGAGUGACGGCCAGUUUUGCAACGAGGAGCCUGUCGUAGAGCGGACCAGAGAAUUUGGUUCCCUUGAAUGCAAUUUGUACCACCACAAGAACUCAGGUCGGCAGCAAGGUUUAAGUAAGCGUUUGUUGCCCGCAGCGGCAGCUUUACCAGGCAAAUUUUGGGCAGAGACGUGGUUAUUAAACCGGUCAAAGCACAAUCUCAAUGCUGGCCGGGGUAGGCCAACCAUGCCUGCCCCGAUGCGAAAUGGAGGUUGGGCGCUCACGCCGUUAAGGCCGACUGAAGGGUCCAUGUGGCUGCGCGAGUUGCUGACAAAAGUUUCUCCCAGUGGGCCGUUGCGAGACAUUGCUUCUCACAGCUGCAAGAGUACUUGUUUGUCUUGGAUGGCCAAGGCCAACGCGCCCAUCGAUCUGAGGCGAUUGGCCGGUUAUCAUGUCGAUCCGUCAUCAAGGAGCGCGCUUGAGUACAGCCGGGACGCGCAAGGCCCGGUUCUCCAUUUCUUGGGCGGCUUGUAUUUGUGCAUCAGGCAAGGUUUCUUUUUGCCUGAUGAGACCAGAUCUGGAAGAUGGAUUGGUUGCGUGUCGUUUGAAGAUGCGAUGAGCAAGAUGGCUGUUGGUCAUGUGGUUCCGGAUGCGGUUGAAGAACAAGCAGAACCAGGAGACCAAACAGUUGUUCCCGAAGAAGAAUAUUCACCUGACAUGGAAGUGGGCGCAAGUGUUUCAUGUGCAGAAUUUUUGUCCGCUGAAAACGAAGGUUUACGACAAUUUAUUGAUGAAGGGGUGCUGCCAGGAUUGCAGCACUCGGCAGACGAGCAAUCAUCCGAUUGUUCGGAGUCAUCGGAAGAUAUGCAGAGCACCUCCAGUGAAGGAGAACAAGAAUGCCAAGCAGAGAGAGCGGUGUCAAAGGUGGCAUCUUCGAUUCCAGUCAUUGACUUGGGGCCAGAAGCAGGUUUGUUUAAACACAGAUCCAGUGGUGUCGUUCACAUCCAGAGGCACACGGUGCAUUCGGACGAGCAUGAGCAACUCUCACUUUUAAGGUGUGGAAGGUGGGUCUCGGCCAACUUCGUGAAAUUGGAUCGCGUGUUAGGCUCCGAGGCUACCCGUUGCAAAAUUUGUUUCACUUAAGGUUUCCCCCGCCUUUUGUCAGUCGCCUCGCAAGCAACGGACACAGGCCA